CAACUCUAGGUUCAGCUCUCGCCGGAGAAGGGCGGCGGCGGCGCGGCGCGGCGCCGGAGGGAACCUCUGACUCGCAUCUGGAACUCUAUUUUAAGAAACUCUCCAAACAAAAAAAACAAGUCAUGGAGAAGAAUGGGAAUAACCGAAAGCUUCGGGUUUGUGUUGCUACUUGCAACCGUGCUGAUUAUUCUAAACUUGCCCCGAUCAUGUUUGGCAUUAAAACAGAGCCUGAGUUCUUUGAACUUGAUGUGGUGGUACUUGGCUCUCACCUGAUAGAUGACUAUGGAAACACUUAUCGCAUGAUUGAGCAAGACGACUUUGACAUUAACACCAGGCUACAUACGAUCGUUAGGGGGGAAGAUGAAGCAGCCAUGGUGGAGUCAGUAGGCCUGGCCCUUGUGAAGCUACCAGAUGUCCUUAAUCGCUUGAAGCCUGAUAUCAUGAUUGUUCAUGGCGACAGGUUUGAUGCCUUGGCUCUGGCUACAUCUGCUGCCUUGAUGAACAUCCGAAUCCUUCACAUUGAAGGAGGGGAAGUUAGUGGAACUAUUGAUGACUCUAUCAGACAUGCCAUAACAAAACUGGCUCAUUAUCAUGUGUGUUGCACCCGAAGUGCAGAGCAACAUCUGAUAUCCAUGUGUGAGGACCAUGAUCGCAUCCUUCUGGCAGGCUGCCCUUCCUAUGACAAACUUCUCUCAGCCAAGAACAAAGACUAUAUGAGCAUUAUUCGGAUGUGGUUAGGUGAUGAUGUAAAGUGUAAGGAUUACAUUGUUGCACUACAGCACCCUGUGACCACUGACAUUAAGCAUUCCAUUAAAAUGUUUGAAUUAACAUUGGAUGCACUUAUCUCAUUUAACAAGCGGACCCUAGUACUGUUUCCAAAUAUUGAUGCAGGUAGCAAAGAGAUGGUUCGAGUGAUGCGGAAGAAGGGAAUUGAGCAUCAUCCCAAUUUUCGUGCAGUUAAACAUGUCCCAUUUGACCAGUUUAUACAGCUGGUUGCGCAUGCCGGUUGUAUGAUUGGGAAUAGCAGCUGUGGGGUACGAGAGGUUGGUGCUUUUGGAACACCUGUGAUCAACCUAGGAACACGUCAGAUUGGAAGAGAAACAGGGGAGAAUGUCCUUCAUGUCCGGGAUGCUGACACUCAAGACAAAAUAUUGCAAGCACUGCACCUUCAGUUUGGUAAACAAUACCCUUGUUCAAAGAUAUAUGGAGAUGGAAAUGCUGUUCCAAGGAUUUUGAAGUUUCUCAAAUCUAUUGACCUUCAAGAGCCACUACAAAAGAAAUUCUGCUUUCCUCCUGUGAAGGAGAAUAUCUCUCAAGAUAUCGACCAUAUUCUUGAAACUCUAAGUGCUUUGGCUGUUGAUCUUGGUGGAACGAACCUCCGAGUUGCAAUAGUCAGCAUGAAGGGUGAAAUAGUUAAGAAGUAUACUCAGUUCAAUCCCAAAACCUAUGAAGAGAGAAUUAAUUUAAUCCUACAGAUGUGUGUGGAAGCUGCAGCAGAAGCUGUAAAACUGAAUUGCAGAAUUUUGGGAGUAGGCAUUUCCACAGGUGGCCGUGUAAAUCCUCAGGAAGGGAUUGUGCUGCAUUCAACCAAACUGAUACAAGAAUGGAACUCUGUGGAUCUCAGGACCCCACUCUCUGACACUUUGCAUCUCCCCGUGUGGGUAGACAACGAUGGCAAUUGCGCUGCCAUGGCAGAAAGGAAAUUUGGCCAAGGAAAGGGACUGGAAAACUUUGUUACACUUAUCACAGGCACAGGAAUUGGUGGUGGGAUCAUCCAUCAGCAUGAAUUGAUCCAUGGAAGCUCCUUCUGUGCUGCAGAACUUGGCCACCUUGUUGUGUCUCUGGAUGGGCCUGACUGUUCUUGCGGAAGCCAUGGAUGCAUUGAAGCAUAUGCUUCCGGAAUGGCCUUGCAGAGGGAAGCCAAAAAGCUACAUGAUGAGGACCUGCUCUUGGUGGAAGGGAUGUCAGUGCCAAAAGAUGAAGCCGUGGGUGCACUCCACCUCAUCCAAGCUGCGAAACUUGGCAAUGCGAAGGCCCAGAGCAUCUUAAGAACAGCUGGAACAGCUCUUGGUCUUGGGGUCGUGAACAUCCUCCACACCAUGAAUCCUUCCCUCGUGAUCCUCUCUGGAGUACUGGCCAGUCACUAUAUCCACAUCGUCAAGGAUGUCAUUCGCCAGCAAGCCUUGUCCUCGGUGCAGGAUGUGGAUGUGGUGGUUUCAGAUUUAGUUGACCCUGCCCUGCUUGGUGCUGCCAGCAUGGUUCUGGACUAUACAACUCGAAGGAUCCACUAGAUUCCCAGGAGUGGACAUGGGCCGAGACUCAAGAACUUCUUAGUGGAAUCAAGUUCUUUUCUUUUAGAUGAACAUUUCUUACACAGCAAAUUUAGUAUUUUAUUGCAGCGGACACUGGCAGAGAGUGCUUUUGCUUUUCGUCUCUUUUAAAUUUAUCUUUCCUGUGCCCAUUUUUGUAGAUGCUGCUCUUUCUGAUGUUUUCCUACUAGGGGUCAUUUUAGGAGAAGCCUGUAAGUUCCAAUCACAACCUCUUGUGCUAAAAGGAGCUACAAUAAUAGACCAGGGAGCCUUAGGACUCUGCUUACUAAUGUACCACCCAGACCUUGCAGACCUACUUUGGAUGAGAACUUCAUAUGUGUGGGUUAAUAACUCUUUAUCUAACCCCAAACUCGGAGAAUAGAAAGGGAUCCAGUCAGGGAACAGAAGAGUCUUACCAGGAAAAGCUUACCUGAACUUUUUAAAAAUAGCUUUGUUGAAGUAUUUUUUAAAGUGUACAAUUUGAUAAGCUUUGUCUUAUGUAUAUACUUAUGAAACCAUGACCACAAUAAAGACAUUGGACAUGGUGGGCAUGCUGGUGCACACCUAUAAUCCCAGCCCUCAGGAGGCUGAGGGAAGAGGCUUGCAGGUUUGAA
Marmota flaviventris (yellow-bellied marmot) is the source of this 2923-nucleotide messenger RNA. RefSeq names its product glucosamine (UDP-N-acetyl)-2-epimerase/N-acetylmannosamine kinase (gene Gne). Gene Ontology annotation, biological process: UDP-N-acetylglucosamine metabolic process. The record is from RefSeq and is a predicted model, not a curated record. Gene Ontology annotation, molecular function: N-acylmannosamine kinase activity; hydrolase activity, hydrolyzing O-glycosyl compounds; UDP-N-acetylglucosamine 2-epimerase activity. NCBI's taxonomy places the organism in Eukaryota, Metazoa, Chordata, Mammalia, Rodentia, Sciuridae.